CAGCGCGGGAGCCGCCAUGGAGCCGCUCCGGCCUUGGCUCGUCCCGUUCCUGCUGCCCGAGCAUUGCUUCGACCAAUUCUUCCUGCGCUUUCAGCUCCUCGAUGUUCCGUGCUUGAAAAUCCUCCUGAGCAAAGUUCUGGGCUACGGGAUCGUGGCGGGAUCCGUCCUGGUGAAGGUGCCCCAGCUGCUGAAGGUUUGGGGGUCCCGCAUGGGGGGGGGGCUCAGCCUCCCCUCGGUGCUGCUGGAGCUGCUGGCCCUGGGGGGGUCGGUGGGGUACGGCUGCGCCAGGAGCUUCCCCUUCAGCGCUUGGGGGGAGUCGCUCUUCCUCCUCCUGCAGACCCUCACCCUCCUCUUCCUCAUCCUGCACUUCGGGGGCCGCACGGGCCGAGGGCUGGUGCUGGUGGCCGUUUUUGGGGCCUUUUUGGGGCUUUUGGUGUCUCCGCUGACCCCGCUGAGCUUCGUCACCGCCCUGCAGGCCCUGAACCUGCCCAUCAUCAUCCUCAGCAGGCUGAUCCAGAUCGUCACCAACGCCCGGCAGGGCCACACGGGGCAGCUCUCGGGGGUCUCCACGGGGCUCCUUUUUGGGGGGGCCCUGGCCCGAAUCUUCACCUCCCUCACGGAAACGGGGGAUCUCCUUUUGGCCUCGACCUUCGCGGCCUCGGCCACCUGCAACGGGGUCCUGCUGGCCCAGGUGCUGCUUUUGGGGGGCUCCCGGGACCCCCACCCCAAAAAGGAGUGACCCCAAAAUCCCCGGCACCCCAAAAAACCCCCAAAAUCGCCCCAAAAAUCGGGAUUUUUUGAGGGGCUUUACAGGGGAUGUUGGGGUGGU
This is a messenger RNA of Vidua macroura (Pin-tailed whydah), 829 nucleotides long. It is a transcript of the gene MPDU1, whose product is annotated as mannose-P-dolichol utilization defect 1. The record is from RefSeq and is a predicted model, not a curated record. Lineage: Eukaryota; Metazoa; Chordata; Aves; Passeriformes; Viduidae. Gene Ontology annotation, biological process: oligosaccharide biosynthetic process.